Messenger RNA from Triticum turgidum subsp. durum (durum wheat), 1101 nucleotides. The record is from the annotation of a GenBank genome assembly. Lineage: Eukaryota; Viridiplantae; Streptophyta; Magnoliopsida; Poales; Poaceae.
AUGGCGGGGAGCGCGUGCUGCUGGCGGUCGCUGGCCGUGGUGCUGGCGGUGGUGGGCGCGGCGGCGACGACGGCCGGGGCGGCGCCGCAGGUGCCGUGCUACUUCGUGUUCGGGGACUCGCUGGUGGACAACGGCAACAACAACGGCAUCGUCUCGCUCGCGCGCGCCAACUACCCGCCCUACGGCGUCGACUUCGCCGGCGGGCCCACCGGACGCUUCUCCAACGGACUCACCACCGUCGACGCCAUCUCCAAGCUUCUGGGCUUCGACGACUUCAUCCCCCCGUUCGCCGGUGCGACCAGCGACCAGCUCCUCACCGGCGUCAACUUCGCCUCCGCCGCCGCCGGCAUCCGGGAAGAGACCGGGCAGCAGCUGGGUGGACGCAUCAGCUUCAGCGGGCAGGUGCAGAACUACCAGAGCGCGGUGGAGCAGCUGGUGAGCAUCCUGGGGGACGAGGACGCGGCGGCGAACCGCCUGAGCCAGUGCAUCUUCACCGUCGGCAUGGGCAGCAACGACUACCUCAACAACUACUUCAUGCCGGCCUUCUACGACACGGGGAGCCGCUACACGCCGGCGCAGUACGCCGACGACCUGGCGGCGCGCUACACGCAGCUCCUCCGCGCGCUCUACAGCUACGGGGCGCGCAAGGUGGCGCUCAUCGGCGUGGGGCAGGUCGGGUGCAGCCCCAACGAGCUGGCCACGCAGAGCGCCAACGGCGUGGCCUGCGUCGACCGGAUCAACGUCGCCGUCCGGAUGUUCAACCAGCGGCUCGUCGGCAUGGUCGACCAGUUCAACCGCCUCCUCCCCGGCGCGCACUUCACCUACAUCAACAUCGAUGGCAUCUUCUCCGACAUCCUCCGGGCGCCCGGCGGCCAUGGCCUGAAGGUGACCAACCGGGGCUGCUGCGGCGUGGGGCGGAACAACGGGCAGGUCACCUGCCUGCCGUUCCAGACGCCGUGCCCCAACCGCAACGAGUACCUCUUCUGGGACGCCUUCCACCCCACCGAGGCCGCCAACGUGCUCGUCGGCCAGCGGGCCUACGCCGCCCGGCUCGCCUCCGACGUGCACCCCGUCGACCUCCGCACCCUCGCACGCCUCUAG